Molecule: messenger RNA, 1456 nt
Organism: Truncatella angustata
Lineage: Eukaryota; Fungi; Ascomycota; Sordariomycetes; Amphisphaeriales; Sporocadaceae
Product: mitochondrial carrier domain-containing protein
Exons: 4
Coding region: 159-1103 (314 amino acids)
Biological process (GO): mitochondrial ADP transmembrane transport; mitochondrial ATP transmembrane transport
Cellular component (GO): mitochondrial inner membrane
Molecular function (GO): ATP:ADP antiporter activity
Source: RefSeq, a predicted model, not a curated record
CAACCGAAAGCAAAGCUGGCAAGUGCUAAAUUUUUCCAGACUUCCUAUUUAUUCUUUCCCAUCGCGACUCGUCGUCCAUCACAGCGACUCUUUCCCUUUCAUUCAUCAACUCUCCACUCAUAUUCUAUCAAAGGUCUUCUUUGACAGAAACCGUCACAAUGUCUGGCGAGAAGCAAUCAGUCAUGGGCAUGCCGCCCUUCGUGGCCGACUUCCUGAUGGGUGGUGUCUCCGCCGCCGUCUCGAAGACCGCUGCCGCUCCCAUCGAGCGUGUCAAGCUCCUCAUCCAGAACCAGGAUGAGAUGCUUAAGGUCGGUCGUCUUGACCGCAAGUACGACGGUAUCGCCGAGUGCUUUUCCAGAACCGCCAAGGCUGAGGGUGUCAUGUCCCUGUGGCGUGGCAACACUGCCAACGUCAUCCGAUACUUCCCUACCCAGGCCCUGAACUUCGCUUUCCGUGACAAGUUCAAGGCUAUGUUCGGUUACAAGAAGGACAAGGAUGGCUACGCCAAGUGGAUGGCUGGUAACCUUGCCUCCGGUGGUGCUGCUGGUGCCACUUCCCUGCUCUUCGUCUACUCCCUCGACUACGCCCGUACUCGUCUGGCCAACGAUGCCAAGAACGCCAAGUCUGGUGGUGACCGUCAGUUCAACGGACUGGUAGAUGUCUACCGCAAGACCCUCGCCUCUGACGGUGUUGCCGGUCUCUACCGUGGUUUCGCUCCCUCCGUUCUCGGAAUUGUCGUCUACCGUGGUCUGUACUUCGGUAUGUACGACUCGCUGAAGCCUGUCGUCCUCGUCGGUCCCCUCGCAAACAACUUCUUGGCCUCUUUCGCUCUUGGUUGGGGUGUCACCACCGGUGCCGGUAUCGCCUCUUACCCUCUUGACACUAUCCGUCGUCGUAUGAUGAUGACCUCUGGUGAGGCCGUCAAGUACAACGGUACCAUGGAUGCUGCCCGCCAGAUCGUCGCCAAGGAGGGUGUCAAGUCUCUCUUCAAGGGUGCUGGUGCCAACAUUCUCCGUGGUGUCGCCGGUGCUGGUGUUCUGUCCAUCUACGAUCAGCUCCAGGUCAUCAUGUUCGGCAAGGCCUUCAAGGGUGGCUCUGGUUAAAUACCCUAAUACCUAUACCCAUUUAGACGACGGACUCGGUGCAGUGGCGGGGAAGAUGUAAUGAUGAAGGCUUGCGAAUGGCAAGGCUGAUAAAAGGAUCAUUGGUGAUGGAUGUUGCGGCAGAAGGCUGUUACAGGCAUCACAUUUGUCAGUGGCGUUCUGGAACAUCAUGACUCGCGGCGAGGACGAAAAAUAGUCCAGCUGCUGUACUUUAGAACCUAGGCAAUUCCCUUGACUGUAUUCUUUCUUCUUGCAACUGCACAUUCCCGUGGAUUCGUUUUCAGGUUGAUCUGGUCAUUCGGUUGUACACGAUUUAUAGACAUCUGUGAAAUGAAAUGAAGAGGUUUACUGAA